CUCCGUCAGCCUCCAUCAACCCUCCGUCAGCUCCUCGUCAGCACUCCGUCACCCCUCCAUCAGCCCUCGUCAGCACUCCGUCAGCCUCCAUCAGCACUCCGUCAGCCCUCCGUCAGCACUCCGUCAGCCCUCGUCACCCCCCGUCAGCCUCCAUCAACCCUCCGUCAGCUCCCCGUCAGCACUCCGUCACCCCUCCAUCAGCCCCCGUCAGCACUCCGUCAACCAUCUUCAGCCCUCCGUCAACCAUCUUCAGCCCUCCGUCAACCCUUCGUUAGCUCCCGUCAAGCCCCCGUCAGCACUCCGUCAGCCUCCGUUAGCACUCCGUCACCCCUCCGUCAGCCCCCGUCAGCACUCCGUCAACCAUCUUCAGCCCUCGUCAGCCCCCCGUCAGCCCCCCGUCAGCCCUCCGUCAGCCAUGGGAGGGCGAGGCGUCCCGUUGUUCGUGUUGGCUCUUCUCCUACAAGCCGCCACGAGCAUCAAGGUGGAGCGCGUGGUGGUUCCUUCAAUAGUCGAGGCGGGGAGUAACGUGCUGCUGGAGUGCUUGUACGAGGAGGACGGCGACAAACUGUACUCCCUGAAGUGGUGGCGAGGGGACGACCAGUUCUACCAGUAUGUUCCCCCGUCGAGACACGCCUUCCCGGUUAGCGGCGUGGCGGUGAACCUGACGGCCACUAAUGCUCUGAACUCGCGGAGUAACGGGCAGGAGAUCGUGUUGCUGGAACGCGUGGGUCUGGACACGGCCGGGGUCUUCAAGUGUGAGGUGAUGGCAGACACAAGCUUCCAGACAGAGUUCCGUGAAGCCAACAUGACCGUGAUUUACGUGCCCGACGGUCCCCCCAGCAUCACGGGCGCGCAUGGGACGCAUCUGCAUAACAUCUCGGUAGGGCAGACGGCAUCCCUGCGCUGUGCGUCCCCCCCUGCCAGCCCGCCGCCCGCUCUUACCUGGCUCAUCAACGGUCGGCAGGUCAACGGGUCCUGGAUCAGCGCCGAGUCCCCAGUAUUCCAGCGUAACCUCGCCCGGGUGUCCUCCAGGCUACGGUUCACGGUGCAGGAGAGCAUGGUGCUGGGCGAACGAGAGGUGCGGGUGACUUGCUCCGCCGCCCAGGACAUGCACGCACCACAUCUUCAGCCACAGAGCAUUACCGUCACUCUCCACCUGGCGCCGCAGCCCACGCUUUGGGAGAGGAUCUUUAGCAGGAGUUGUGGCACACCCAUGCUCUCAGUCAGCAGGCGUCACCACCAUCUACUGAGUCUCCUGCCGCUGCUGCUGCUUCUACUGCUCGCCUGCUGAAGGAAAGGGGGGGCCAUGUACCUCCCCACACCCCCUACCCACCCCCUCACCGCUUACUCGCUCCUGCUGCCCCCACCUCCUCACCCAGCGGUUUACAGAUUUGUGGCGCUGAAUUUUACCUUGAGGCUCACCUGUGCACCGAGGAGACUUGUUGCCUUAUUACCUGUGAAUUAGGCGACAAACACACAGAAGGUAAGUCAUUUUGU
Molecule: messenger RNA, 1497 nt
Organism: Eriocheir sinensis (Chinese mitten crab)
Lineage: Eukaryota; Metazoa; Arthropoda; Malacostraca; Decapoda; Varunidae
Exons: 7
Coding region: 416-1291 (291 amino acids)
Source: RefSeq, a predicted model, not a curated record